UAUAAUGAAGGAGAAUUGCUUCAACUGGAGGAUUACUACCAACAACUUUCAAAUUGUUAUGAAUCACAUUUAGAAAGGAAUAAUACACAAAGAGGUGUUCCAAUAAGACAAAGAGAAGAUAUGUCAAAAGGAGAAAUCGAGGAGCCAAAUAUCAAAAAGCGAAGGAAAAUUAUGAAAAGUUCAUUAUGUUCAUGUUCAUCAUCAUCUCCACCGUCAUCAUCAUCUUUACCUCCACCACCAUCACCAUCUUUACCUCCACCACCAUCACCAUCUUUAGCUUUACUUGUAUCACCACCACCAUCUUCACCUUUAACUAUACCACCACAACCAUUUUCACCUCCACCUCUAGCAUCACCACCAUCCUUACCUCUACCACCGCCGUCAAGGAUUAAAGUGGUAGGGCCAAAAUCUCCACCACCACGAAAGGUAGUUGUGACAUGUCCAACACCUUCAUCAUCAGAUUUGUCAGUAGAAUUUAGGAAUCGAGUCACCGAGUUGAAUGGCUAUGAUCUUAAAUUUGUGAUGCACAAGAUACUUUUCUCAUCGGAUGUAAAGCCAAACAAUAACCGAUUAUCAAUUCCAAAAAAGAAAAUCAAAUGUGAUUUUCUCACUGAAAAUGAGAUUAUGAAGUUGGAAGAAAAAGAAAAUAAUGAUAAAAUUAUUGGUUUGGAAGUGACUGUGUUGGACCCCUGUUUGAGAGAAUAUACUUUGCCAAUGAAGAAGUGGACUAUGAAAUCAGACACCUACAACCUUGUAAAGGAGUGGAACAAGAUUGUGGCAGCUAACAAGUUUAAAGAAGACCAAGAAUUACAAAUAUG
This is a messenger RNA of Vigna umbellata (rice bean), 818 nucleotides long. The record is from RefSeq and is a predicted model, not a curated record. Lineage: Eukaryota; Viridiplantae; Streptophyta; Magnoliopsida; Fabales; Fabaceae.